Hibiscus syriacus is the source of this 853-nucleotide messenger RNA. Its product is annotated as poly(U)-specific endoribonuclease-B-like. The transcript is spliced from 3 exons. The annotation marks the transcript as partial. Gene Ontology annotation, molecular function: RNA endonuclease activity. The record is from RefSeq and is a predicted model, not a curated record. Lineage: Eukaryota; Viridiplantae; Streptophyta; Magnoliopsida; Malvales; Malvaceae.
UGGCAAGGGUAUAAAAAGCUUCCUAGAGAGCAAGAAUAUGGUGAUGAGGUUGGAACAGGUACUAGCAUUGAACCCUCAGAAGAGGAACUUGCUGACUUGUCACAAGCUUGCAACAGGCUGUGGCAACUUGAUUUUAACCGUCUGGAACCUGGAAAGGAUUAUCAGAUUGACUGCGGUGAAGGGAAGAGGGUUCGCCAGAAGGAAGAUAUGGCAGAAGAAAGCCUAUUUUAUUCUCUGAGUGAAGACAUAUUUAGAAAACCUACAUUCUCUCGUUUCUGUGCUCUCUUAGAUAAUUAUAACCCAAAUGCUGGGUGCAAAGAAGUUGUUACAACUGAGGAGAAACAAGAGCAGUCUGCUUUUAUAGAAGAAAUCAGUAGAACUGCACCUAUUAAAUAUCUUCACAGGUGCCUUUCUUUGAAGGACAUUGUGUCUGAAAACUAUGAAGAUUUCAAAAGAAUGUUGACAAAACUAUGGUUUGAUCUUUAUGGUCGAGGCAGAACAUUUGGUUCCUUUUCUGCUUUUGAACAUGUUUUUGUUAGGGAAAUCAAGCAAUGUGGUGAGGAGAAGUUACUGGCUUCCACAAUUGGCUUCAGUUUUACCUAGAAGAAGGAAAAGAGUUGAUUAUCAAGGUUAUGUAUUACCCCGAAGACGAGGGGAAACUCCAGACUCCGAAACACAGUUGCUUACAAUUCAGUUCGUAUGGAAUGGGGUUCGUAAAGCUGUGUCAAGUACAUUGGUUGGGGUGAGCCCUGGAUUUGAAUUUGCUCUCUAUACUCUGUGCUUCUUUGUGGGUGGAGAGGAUAACUAUGUGCAGCUGGGUCCAUACUCUGUUAACUAGGGAUGGGCAUGGGUC